AUCCAAAAUGCAAUUAAAGCAAACACUUGAAAUCGGACGACAUGUAUAAUAAAUGCAAUUUAAACUGCAUUUUAUCUUUCUUCUCCAAUUAACGAUGAAGUUUUUAUUGGUGCUACUAGCGUACUUGUCGAUUAUUCGGAUGAGUUUGGCCACGAACUGCGUAGCUGUGGGCAGUUUUCGCCAAAGCAAAGAUCCAACUUGCCAGAAGUACUUCACGUGUAAUGUAAUUCUGGACAUCUACUUCAUUAAGACGGAUCUUAGUUGUGGUACCUUCAUGAAAUUUAACCCGACUACGCAGCAGUGUGACUAUACGUCUGUUUGCAUUGAUAGCUUCUGUGAUAACCAGCCGCCUCUGCAGAAAUUACCAGACCCAAAUGCGCUUAACCAGACCUGCAGACACACGUACAUCCAAUGCCAGGGAAUCACUAACCAGUAUCCGACCAUUGAACAAUGUCCUCUUGCCUCAGGAUGUUGCUAAUAUAAAUAUGUCAAAUGAAUAAUAAUAAUAAUAAUA
Molecule: messenger RNA, 514 nt
Organism: Zophobas morio
Lineage: Eukaryota; Metazoa; Arthropoda; Insecta; Coleoptera; Tenebrionidae
Exons: 2
Coding region: 53-478 (141 amino acids)
Cellular component (GO): extracellular region
Molecular function (GO): chitin binding
Source: RefSeq, a predicted model, not a curated record